Drepanopeziza brunnea f. sp. 'multigermtubi' MB_m1 is the source of this 2283-nucleotide messenger RNA. RefSeq lists its product as uncharacterized. Gene Ontology annotation, biological process: proteolysis. Gene Ontology annotation, molecular function: serine-type peptidase activity. Lineage: Eukaryota; Fungi; Ascomycota; Leotiomycetes; Helotiales; Drepanopezizaceae. The record is from RefSeq and is a predicted model, not a curated record.
AUGAUUUCUUUAUUCGUCACAUUCGUUUCUCUAUCGGCGUUGCCGUUUAAUGUUCACGCGCAGAACUCGUCCGCCACCAAUGAACCAUGUGCUCAAGUCAGCGCCAUGGUGGUCCCGAUGAGGGCAGCCAACCCCAGCGUCACCCCCAUGAUUCCUGGAGAGCUUGCCAUCAACUGCCUGCGAUCAGUACCUCUUAAUUCAGAACAAGCGCUGGCCGUUACAAAUGCAUUAAUGCCAUAUGUUGAAUUCCAAUCUGACCUCUCCUACAAGGCAGCUCCUCCUGCUGGCUACCCCUACCCUGCGAUUGACCUCGUCGGCCAGGUUAAUCGAAUCGCCAGCAGUAUCCAGAACAACACGUAUCCAAAUGAGCAUGCGUGGCAAACGGAUAUGUUUACGACCUUCAUGGCAGCGAAGGAUGGUCAUUUUCGCUUUGCCGGUGAUCUCAUAGUUAGACCUGUCAGAUUCACGAGGAACGUUUCGUUGGUAUCUGUGAGCAUGGAUGGGACGUCGAUGCCACAGAUAUACCUAACUGAUGAAAUCCUUGCCAUGAAUACUAAUACCACAGGUGCCGCCCCAUCACCUGUAGCACAGAUCAACGGGCAAGACGCUGUUGCAUUCAUGAACGCCGAGGCGAACAAGGGCUUCCAGCAAGACCCAGACGCGGCGUACAACACAGUCAUGUACAACCCCGCCUUGGACUUCACCCCUGGGAUGAACGUACGAGGAUUUUUUGCCGGCGAUGGAAGGUACGGGUUCUACUACCCAGGACCCAACACAACCCUAACUUUCGCCAACGGAACGACAACAACCUAUCAGACUCAGGCUCUCGUCCCAGGAAACUUCUCAGGCGUCACGGAUGGCGCGACUGCCUUCCAAAGGUUCUGCGUGCCGCCGGUCGCCACCGCACCUCAAGACAGUCCUGCAAACCAAGCUCCUGCCCCGAUGUUCAGAGCCGGAGACCCUACGAGCAAUAACACUAGGCUCAAGGGCUACCCUAUUGCGCAAGUGAGCAGCUCGGAUGGCCAGAUCUCUGGGUAUUACCUUCCGAAUAGCGACGUAGGCGUCAUUGCUAUGAAUAGCUUUGAGCCCGAUGUUCCCGCGGAGUUCCAGGCCGUUAUGCAGACGAUGCUGGCAGAGAUGAAACGGGAUGGGAAGACCAAGCUUGUUGUGGACCUGCAAGGCAACGGAGGGGGGAUCGUGGUCAACGGCUUCGAUGCUUUCAGACAGCUCUUCCCAACGACUCAGGACCAGGUUUUCGCUCGACAACGAAGCGGCCCCACCUAUGCAACCCUUACACAAACUGUGAGCGACCAGUUCGCCAACUUCACAGUUCAAGGAUCUUCAGACUUCACACGCAUCAGCCUGUUUCAAUCGGCCUUUAACGUCGGCUUCGAUCUCAACCAGAACAGAACCGCCUUCAGCUCCCUGGCCGAGAAGUUCGGGCCCUACCCAAUCAACGGGGACCAGUUCAGUGGCCUGCAGCAGAACAACUUUGAGGAUCCCGAUUUCACGAGCAGUGAGACGACCGGAGCUGGCAUGGACGUCACCGGAUACGGAGCGAGGAAGAACUUUACGCAGCCAUUCCCGGCGGCGAACAUCGUGAUGCUGUACGACGGCACGUGUGCUUCCACAUGCACCCUCUUCAGCGAGAUGAUGAGGAACCAGGGAGGCGUCAAGUCGGUCGCGCUCGGCGGCCGUCCGGGAACCUCCCAGAUCCAGGCCAUCGGCGGCGUGAAAGGUGCGCAGAGUCUCUCCUUCGGCCCCCUCUUCCGCAACGCGCAGUUCUUCCUGCAGCCCGCGACGGUACCGAACGCGUUGGCGACGAGCGCGCAAAAGACGGUCUUCCAGCGCGUGACGGACCUGCCGCAGAACCGGAGCCUCGACAACGGCAUCAACUUCUCGGAUCACAUCCUCGCGCCCAACGUGCCGGACGGCGUCCCGGCCCAGUUCGUGCGCGAGGACGCCGACUGCCGGCUCUUCUACACGCCGGCCAUGAUGCAGAAUGUCACGGCCAUGUGGCAGGCGGCGGCCGAUGCUGCGUUCAACGGGAAGCCGUGCGUGGCCGGCGGGAUCAGCAUGCCGAAGGACGUGACGGCCAGGGCGCUGCCGCAGACCACGAACAGGCAGGUGGCUGCCGCCAUGGUGCAGGCGGCGUCGAACGCUCGGACCUACCUCCAGGAGGUGCAGGGAAAGGCUGCCAUGGCGCCCACCGAGCGGUCCCCGAUGUGGAAGGAGAUGAAUGGCAAGGCAAUCCCUAUCCCACGAACCGAAGAGGUUCCCUAA